Molecule: messenger RNA, 859 nt
Organism: Bactrocera oleae (olive fruit fly)
Lineage: Eukaryota; Metazoa; Arthropoda; Insecta; Diptera; Tephritidae
Source: RefSeq, a predicted model, not a curated record
AGAAAAUUGUAAACGCAAACAAAUAAACAAACAAGUAUUUUCCGAAGUAAGAACAAAAUAAAAAAGUGAAAUACAACAAUGAUUUUACCAAAUAAGAAAUGCUACUUCCGCAUUUUAUGCAAAUGACUAAGAACGGCAUACUGUAACUAAUAUUCGAAAUUGGCGCCUAAAUGAAUUUGCGUAACGGAUAUUUCGUUGGUAUAAAUAAGCACGGGCGAAAUUAAUUGGACAUAAUCCAAGUCCUACGUUAGUGGUGCGAACAAUUCAAGAAACUAGCAAAAUGAAGCUUUUCAUUGCCGCAUCCUUUGCCUUGUUGGCCUUUGCCACUGCUGAUGUCUCUCACCUUGGCGGUGGUUACAAUUAUCCUGCUCCUGUGCAUGAAGCUGUACGCUCGCAGCCGAUUGCACCUGCUCAGGGCUACAGUUACCCAGCGCCAGCUCCAGUCCACGAAGCUGUCCAAUCCCAACCGAUUGCCCCAGCACCCGCCCAGGGCUACAGCUACCCAGCUCCAGCUCCAGUCCACGAAGCCGUUCAAUCCCAACCGAUUGCUCCAGCGCCUGCCCAGGGCUACAGCUACCCAGCUCCAGCACCACCUGCACCUGCUCAAGGCUACAGUUAUCCAGCUCCAGCUCCGGUCCAUGAAGCUGUGCAAUCGCAACCGAUUGCUCCACAAAAUACGUAUAUUCCACCAACUGCAUCGCUCGGUCAAGAUGGUUAUCGCUACAAGACCGUCCGCCGUGUUGUCUACAGACGUCGGUUCUAAAUUUGGAAAUGUCCCGAAUGCUCCAAAAUUUUGACUGAUUUUGUUACGAAAAAACCUGAUAGAAUUUAAUAAACGUUGUUGAAAGUUUUAAUAUAA